ACAAAGAUAGUGUCGUAAGCGCUGGUUAAAUCAUUUACACCGGGCGACAUUGAUGAGAAUACGAACUAUUUGUGUUUAAUAUUUGAUAGCAUGAAGUGCAGAAUUCAUCUAUUUCAAAUGAUUCUUUGAAAAGGAGCCAUUUUCUCGGAUCACUUAUUGUCAGGGUUUAGGAGCUGUAGCUAAAACCAGUGACGAAAUUCGUUUACACUCUUAAAUUGUGCUCAGUUACAUUGAACACCUGCCGUAACUGAAUGAUAGCUUUACAUUGAUAAAUAAGAAGGGAGGUUACUGCGUAGGAGACGAACAUUUUCUUAAACCGGUUUAGCAGUCAAAUCAAGUAGGACCUACUCCGGUGACCUCAGACGAGAACAUUAGUGUAAAAAAUGGAUUGGAAUGGACAAUCAUAAAAUUUUGGGCUAUGGACUUAUUGAAGACAACUGUAUGAUGUGCACAGGAAGGGCGAGCGAGAAAAUGUCCGACUUGGGUGUGGAAACUACAUUACUGAAGCAGGCUGAAAUGAUAAACAAAGAAGGCAAAUACAUCUUGGAGGCCGAUGGAAUGAAGGGCUACUUCCACCAGCUGACAGUCGAAAAGGUGUUAAAACUUAUUGUCCUGAGAAGUGAGGAAACCAAAAAAACGAAGACGUACUCAUAUUCCGAGGUAGAAGACCUUCAAAGCAGACUGAUGCUUGUUAUGGGGAAAUCCGAAGCAGGCAAUAUCGACGUGGAUAAAUUUGUAGACAUUCUGAACAGCCUCGUUCGUCUCGGAAACGUAUUUAUUAAACUAUGCUCUGCCGGAUGUGUCCUUUUCAACGACCUUAAAGCUACAUUCCGUUGCAACGCAAACAGGUAUACCUGCUUGACUAUGCGCUUUGGACAAAAAAGUGAUCUUCCAAUGCUAAGGGGACGCCAAUCUAGUGAAGAUAACUUGGACAAAAUGAUUCCCGCUGUGGCAGAAUACAUGGAAUCUUGCCUAGCGCAUUGGUACAGCUACAUAAAGGAAACGCGGAAGAAGUAUUUUCACCUGAACUUUUUCACCAUUGAUCAACUAGUGAUACUGCAGAAGGAACUUGUGCAAAUAUCAUCUAGCGUAACACCGCUGAUGGCAACAUAUGACUUAUUGUCGAAUGUGAAAUCUAACUGCUGCCUUGCUGAUUUAGUGAAAGCCAUGGAUCUUGCAAAGAAGGACAUACAGACGAUGGGAAAAGUGAAACAGCGUAACAUGGGAAAAACAGGCGAGACGACUGAAGAAGACGAAAUAGAUUUACAGAGAAGAGAGGAAUUUGUUGAGAAAUUAUUAGCUGUAGAACUGAGUGAAGAUAUUGCAAGACGAUACGUGGAUGAACAAAUAGAUAUAACAACAUGCGUUUUGGUCGACGCGGUAUUCUGGUGCAUGGACAAUCAAAAUGAAGAAGCAGAGAUCACCCCUUCGGCUGAAGAAAUAAAAUUUUCAAAAUGGUGCACCGGCGAAAAAUCUGUGUCAACGUUGUGGAAUGCGAAAAUCGAAACAUAUGAUUCUUUCAGCAAAACUGGUGUCGUGGCCUUGAUUUCCGCCUUGAAGGAGCUAUGGGAUUGCUUCCUGUCUUCAAUCACUGAUUCAACAGGAACCAGUGAUUACCUGAACCUAGAGCAUCUUGGAAUAAUACUCAAGCACUUAGCAGGAAGAGAUGAAGCUGACAUCAGAAGAGAAGUUCCCGCAAACAGCAUGGAAAACGAACCUAAUGUUAUCCUUUGUAAAUCAGAUGAAACCUUAACAACGGCUUUGUCGAUAUACAUGCAUAGUAUUGAACAACCGCUUCCAUCUGCUGACGAGGUUUUGCUAUGUACACAUACAACAAACAAGGAAGAGGUUGAAAUUUUCUUGAGACGAUCAAUGAAUGAGCAGAAAGGGAAAUUGCAUUGUCUAGUCAAUGCAGACCUCCUUGACUUUGAUGUCAGUGAAGCUGCAGGUCACUUUCUGGAGGAGUGCGUACAAGAGAAGAACUAUAAGAGAGACAACGCCUAUAGGCUUUUCAUUAUCUGCCGACGUGACAAUGAAAACAGAUCUCCUCUAGUGUCUUCACUGCAAAAGUACAUUCGAGCUGACAUACCUAUUGAUGAAGUGAAAUUGUCACAGUAUAUACUGUCCAAAUUUUCGCUUAAACAGGGCGCGGAUCAGACAUUUGCAUCAAAUGUAGACGUUGAAAAGUCAAAUGCGAGAGCUGUCCUGUCGCAAAGAGCGGGUGUGGGAAAAAGUUUGUUUGUUAAAAGAGUUGAUGAAAAAUUACGGGCACAUGUUGAAACUCAAAAGCAUGUCGAGUUCAAAAGAGUCACAGUACCACUUCAAGAGAAGAUAGUGGAUUUGGACUAUGUUACACGAAGUCUUAUUAAACAUGCAGCUGGACCAGAGAUAAAGACUGCUCGAUUGUUUCAUAUUGAUAUCUCACAUGAGGUACAAGAGGGAAUUGAUAAUUUGCUGUUCAAUCUUUUAAUUCUGAACUGCCUCAAAGAAGAAUCCGGAUUAGUGUGGAGACGCUCAGAAUCAGAUAUCUAUCUGAUAGAACAUAUGCCAAAAGAGGCAUCUACCGCAAAAAACGACAAGUUGCAAUAUACUGAAGUGAUGUUUCGUAUUUUACCCCAAGUAAUAUGCAGGUCUCCAAAUGAAUGUCUUAGUGAAUGUAAGACUGAUAGCGAAAUAAAAACAGUGCAACUGUUCGAUGAACAGGAAUUUCGAAGUGAUGUGUUCCAGAGGCCGUUCCAAUACCUUAAACAAAUCGACGAAAAAGUAAAAAUGGUGGAUUUCAAUCCCAUAAGCACAGUCGGGACACGCCAGGAAUGUCUACAAAUUUUGCUCAGACACUGUGGAAUUCCUAACCCGUCGUGGGCAGAAUUGCACCACUUUGUGUGGUUUUUAAACACCCAACUAAUUGGCUUUGAGAAUAAUGCAUUUGUGAGUGUUGCAGCGGCGGAAGACCUACCAGGAUUUGGUCAAUUUGUUUUAAAGUUUCUGAUUCAGAUGUCGAAGGAUUUUUCGAAUCGUUCACUUAAUAUUGGCGACGAAUCGUCAAAAGAUGACCAAGGACUUAAUUUAGAAACUUAUGAAUUACGAAGGAAAUGGGAAAGCAGUCCGCAUCCAUACUUGUUUUUCAACAGUGAUGGGUUUUCCUUUACUUUUCUUGGAUUUAACAUUGACCCAGUGAAUGGAAAUCUUAUCGACCAACAAACAGGUAUCAUCCUUGAGGAAAGAAUCAUGACAAGGCAAUUGUAUACUGCCCUCGUUCGAAAUCAAGUUGACCUCCGUGAAGACUUCGAUGCCUUAACAAGGGAAAGGAAAAUCGAGAAACUUAUAAAUGUCAUGGGAGGUAAAAGAAAAACAGAUCCCGAUCCAACCUACGAGCUUACCACGGACAAUGUGAAGAAGAUUCUAGCAAUCUUCAUGCGAUUCAAGUGUGACAUACCUGUGAUAGUGAUGGGAGAAACAGGAUGCGGAAAAACUCGGCUCAUCAAGUUCAUGUGCUCUCUUCAAGUUCCAGACGAUCUAGAACUUCAAAAUACAGUUGUAAUGAAGGUGCAUGGGGGUACAACGCAUGCGGAUAUUGCAAAUAAAGUAGAAAAGGCAGACCAACUAGCGAGGAAAAAUGCUAAACAGGAUCAUACUAUUGACACCGUGUUAUUUUUCGACGAGGCAAACACCACUGAAGCAAUUGGACUUUUAAAGGAGAUUAUGUGUGACAGGUCUUUACAUGGCAAACGUCUAGAUCUUUCUCCAAAUCUGAAAAUUGUGGCUGCAUGCAACCCGUACAGAAGGCAUUCGGACAAAAUGAUCGAAAAACUAGAGCAUGCUGGACUUGGCUAUCACGUUCAGGCUGGAGAAACAGCAGAUACUUUCGGACAAAUUCCCUUGCGCCGACUGGUAUACAGGGUGCACCCUCUCCCACAGAGUCUUCGACCCUUAGUGUGGGAUUUUGGACAGCUGACAAUAGAAGUUGAGGAACUCUAUAUUAACCAGAUGGUCAAACGUUACAUCAAAGACGGGCAAUUGCCAUCGAUAUUCAACCUGACAAAUGUGUUGAGCAAGAUUUUGACCGAGUCACAGUUGUAUAUGCGUAAACAGGCAGAUGAAUGCAGCUUUGUUUCCCUACGAGACUUGGAAAGGGUUUUGUUUGUCAUGUCAUGGUUUUACUCGAAAGGCAGUGAGUUUUUGUUUCCAUCUAUAAAUGACCCGAUCGACACACUUAGCGAAAAUGAAAAUGCUGAUGAAAACAUGGAACCUACCCCUCUUACGAGGUCCUUGAUUCUGGCACUUGGUAUGUGUUAUCACGCUUGCUUGAAAUCCCGACAGAAAUAUCGAGAAACUGUUCAGCAACAUUUUAGUGCACCAUUUAGUUUGAGAGAAAACGACGGAGCUGAACAGAUUCGCCAAGAAAUUGAGUGUUGUCAAAAUUUGGUUUUGAACAACUUGAACCUUGCAAAGAACAUCGCCCGCAACACUGCCCUGAAAGAAAAUGUCUUUAUGAUGGUUAUCUGUAUUGAGCUGAGGAUUCCACUCUAUCUCGUUGGCAAACCGGGAAGUUCAAAAUCGCUUGCAAAGACGAUAGUAGCCGAUGCAAUGCAAGGGAACAGUGCUCAUCACAAUCUCUUCAAGAACCUCAAACAGACGCAGAUGGUGUCUUUUCAAUGUAGUCCACUAGCAACACCAGAUGGCAUUGUUGCUACGUUCAGACAAUGUUCCCAGUUUCAAAAAGACAGAAACUUGUCAGCCUUUGUAUCAACUGUUGUUCUUGACGCGGUAGGACUUGCUGAAAAUAGUCCACGAAUGCCACUCAAGACAUUACAUCCACUUCUGGAAGAUGGUUGUCAAGGGGAUGAAAUUCCUGAGGCCUAUAUGAAGGUUGCGUUUAUUGGGCUGUCUAAUUGGGCACUUGAUCCUGCAAAAAUGAAUCGUGGAAUAUUUGUGCAGCGAGAUGUUCCUGACGAAAAGGAACUGAAUGAGACAGCAAGAGGAAUAUGUGGGUCUUCAAAUGACGAAAUACUUCAACGUAUAAUUGAUCCUCUGAUAGAACCACUUGCGACGUCAUAUCUGCACGUUUUUAACGAAGCGACAGUUGUAUUGCGUGAAUUUUACGGACUGAGAGACUUUUAUAGUUUGAUCAAGAUGCUGUUUGCAUUUAUCGAGCGAUCACGAAAAAAACCCACUUGGUACGAGUUGGAGCACUGUAUUAAGCGGAAUUUUGGCGGUUUACCGCAAGUUGAUUCAGUCAAACAUUUCAGAGAAAAUCUUCAAGACAAGACAACUGAGACGGUGCUGGAGUCAGACCCUGAUUGCAGCCAUUUGGGCCUUAUUAAUGCGUGCAUUUUCGGCUCAUUUGAGACACACGGUGAGAGCCGGUAUCCGCUUUUAUUGGCUGACAAUCUUGGAGCUGUUUCUCUCAUGCAGCAACAUAUUUUGAGCAACGAAAGAGUUUCGAGACCUAUUAUCAUAUUUGGUAGUAGUUUCAGGGGAGAUCAAGAAUAUACACAGAUUUGCAGAAACAUAUACAAAAUCAAGGUUUGCAUAGAAACUGGCUACACUCUGGUAUUGUUGAAUCUGGAAAACCUUUAUGUGAGUCUUUAUGACGCAUUGAACCAGUACUACGUGUACUUUGGUGGCCAGCGAUUUGUUGACCUUGGAUUAGGAACACACAGAGUCAAAUGCCAGGUUCACCCAGAAUUCAGACUCAUUGUUGUUGCUGAAAAACUCACCGUUUACAAGAAAUUUCCUAUCCCGCUUAUAAACCGGUUGGAAAAGCAUUUUCUUACCAGUGACGGCAUGCUUGAUAAGCAGCAAACUAGAGUUGCUAAAGAGUUAGAGAACUGGGCAAAACGUUACGUGGAGUCUCGGUUUUCCGCAGUGCAAUUAAGAAGGCCCGGUGGCAACGGGGAGUCCAAAAUUGAAGAUGGAUUCAUCAGCUACAACGAAGAUACAUGCUCGGGAAUCAUUUUGCAAAUGUUUCUCGAAAACAAAAAAGCAACUGCAGAAGAAAUACUAGAGAAGUCAAAGUUAGUUAUCCUUUCAUGUGCAACACCGGAGUGCGUCGUUCGGAAUGAGGAAACAGAAGAAACUCUUGCGAAACACUAUUUUGACAGUAAAAAACACGAUAGCCUUGUUGGAUUUCUUGACGCCAAAAUAAAAUCCGGACAAAAGUUCCUUGCUCAGAUUACAACGCAUUCGAAGUUGUUAUCCGGAGCACACCAUAAAGAGGCAAUAAGUGAGGCAACAGGGAUACAGCUGGAAAAUAUCUUGUUUAUCGAAGCACUCACGUCUUUGGAGACUGAACAGCAAUUUUCCAGCAGAAUCCAACAACAUUUGCAGAAACAAGGUGAUGCCCCAAGCUUGAUAUUGAUUCAAUGCGCAGCCGGUGACGAAAAUGCCAAUCUCAUUGAUUGUGCUAGAUUUGGUGUCCUUGGUGAGAUGGAAAUGCACGAAAUAUUGCAAACAAAAGGAAACAUCCAUUGCGUUAUAGUUGUGCAGCUUCCAAGAAAAGCCGGAGGAUGCUUUAAAGGAUUUCAGUGCGGUACUUGGGAAUCAGUUCACAUAGAUGAUUUGCAUUCCGAAGACAUAGAAAUGCCACAACUUCAUGAAAUGCGAGGCAUAUCUGUGAGUAGCAUAUUCACAGCAUCAACUUUACCAACAACGAGGGACGAUGAAUCGACAUAUGUGAACGAAGAUGUCUACAUCGAUGUUAUAAACAAUUCACCAACUGCACAUGAAGAACGUCGUGGUGACUCAGAGGUCAAAGAAGAAACCAACUCGGAAUCGGAAAGAGAUCAAACACACCUGGUAGAGACAAGCCAUGUUAAUUCGGAAAAAGACGGAUCGGAAACACCACCUAAUAUGGAAAUAACUGAUUUAGGUAGAGGUCUAGUCGAAACAUGCAAACAAGUUCCAAGGAUAAGAGUGAAAGGCAUCGUCGUUCAGUGUGUGCAAUCUGCCGCCGCAAUGGUGAAAGACAUUUCAGACUCUUCUCGCGGUACUAAAAGAGUCGAAGUUUUGCUAAAGAAUAUCAAUAAAUCAUCAGGAUUUGACCAGAAUGACUUUCUUCAUGGUUUGCAAAUGAUCCUCGCAAAACUUCUUACUGAAAAAGAACAGUCAGUUGAAACGGAAAUGAUGGCUAAGGCUUGGAUGUCAAAGGAGGCAGCGGCAACGUCGAAAAUAAAUAAAGCAGGCACAUUAAGGAAUUCUUGCCACCAAGUAAUGUGCGCAAAAGUUACACCGGUUUUUGCUGGCUUGAUUGCCUACUUGGAUACGGACAAAAACUUAGAUAUUAUUGAAUCAAAAGAUACAUGGCGGACACAACUCUGGUUAAAGUUUAUCAACACGCCGAGAGCAAUAGAUAUCAAGUUUGAUGACAUUCGAUCAACACAGGAGGAUGGCCAAAUUGCAAUCGGCUCUUCAGGAUACGAGGGACACUUGUUUAGUGCCACAUUUCCAUUUUCAUGGGUAAUAUCACGGUAUAUCGAUGCCAUGCGACGCAACUUACACUUUAAAAACCUUUCCGGAUGUACAGAUAAUAAAGACAAGACAGUCACGGAAUGCAAAGCACUGACUUUGAAGAGUGGUGUAGGAAAAGCCCUGUAUGGCAUUGAAAUUGAUGACCGAGAUUAUCAAGACAUUGUAGACAGCUAUGUAGAGGACUAUUUGCACACGCUGUACAACAGCGACAAUGAUAUAGAGUUUAAGCUUGUUCUAGAAGUUGUCAGGCAAGAAACAAUGAGAAACAUCGAAGAAACAAAAUCUCGCUCGGAUAUUGUCGGGAGUCUUAUCUGUGCGCACCUUGCCGUUCAAGAAUUGUCUUCGUCAUUGGCUGAUUUUAGAUUGGUCAACUCAAUUUGGCCUGACUGCAGCCCAGCUAUGCAAAAUAUUCUAGAGAAACAGCCAGACAAUUUUCUAGCCUCAAAAGAAGCGGGCAUUAUCUUUCCCGCGCUUUGUCUUAUGAUCGAGAGUCUAACUCCAAAGCAAGGCAAAGAAGAGAUUAUAUCACGCAAGCAAUGGUUAGAAAGGGUUAACAUAGUUAGACCAGUAAUUGAAAAAGUGUUAAUUUCACCAGAAGUUGGUGCGGAUAUGUGUGGGAACAGGAUUGUUAUAAAGGCAAAUCAUACAUGGAACAGAGUCAUGGUGAUGAAGCUGUUUAUCGAAAAUAUUUGUAUCCCACUUGAUGGCGUCACAGACAGUACAAUCACAUGGAAACGAUGUGGACAACUUUGGACUGUUAUGGGGGACAACCUGGAUUGUACGACACUGCCUUCUUUUGUAAAUGUUGAAAAGUUUUUAACGUUGUGCAAUAAGAAAGCUUUCCAAUUCUUCUACGGAACGGAUCUUAAGAAAUGCACAGAAUGCGGAGAUGAGGUUAAAACUCCACCGGUUUUCCUGCCUUGCUCCAAAAACCAUAUUAUCUGCGAGAAAUGUUAUGAGGAAAUUCGAAAUGAAAAACAAAACAAGUGUAGCACUUGCAAAGAUGAGUUUCCCGUCGAUUGGGAACCAACCGACAUUGAACAAAAACGUGAAGAGAAGCGAAAACUCGUUAAUUUUCAGGAAAAAUGCAAAUCUUUUCUGAUGGCCGUUAUAUCACAGCUUUGCUUUUCUGAAAACAAAACCCCUUGUCAGGAAAUUAUUGAAAAGCUUUUUGGAUAUAUAACAUGUUCAAAAACAGAGGGGCGAUCGCAUUUCACAAAAGAAAUGACCAUGUUUAAUACAGGGAUCGACAGAAGUCCGGUGUUCCGAUCUUACCUCAUACAGCUACUCGUGAGAUGCAGUGAAGAGGCUGUAACAAAACAUUUACAACAGUUCUUUGAUGGAACUGUUCAGUGUAUCAAAGACAAUGAAGUUGAAUAUUCACCGGCUGAUAUAAUCGAACUGUGUUUACUCUUCAUACAAUGCAUAGAGGAUUCGCUCAUGCAAAAAGCCUACAUGGACAAAAACAAAUGUGAAUAUGCAGCUGAAAUUCUGAAUAGCGCUAGAAAGUGUAUAAGCAGCGAUGAAUUGAACGUGGACAUGAUAUACAGCAUUGCCAAAGCUAGAACAGGAUUGCGUAUUGUUGCUGAUUACAUGAAUAGGAUAGUGAAAAAAGGCACUAACCCAUCAGUUGUUCCGCAAUCCGAACAAGUUAUGUUUAAUACGGCAAGCUAUUUGUGUGAAGAACAAAAGUCAGGGCAUGCAAGUCAGUUUCUUGUCAAGAAUCUGUGCCGAACAUACGGGCUUGACAUAUAUAUGUCGAUAUGCUGCUCCAAGGCAAAGUUUUUGAAAUGGAUUAAGAUUGACAUGGAAAAGAAAAUGUCGUCAGUGGACCGCUUUGUUGUUUGUGGAAAGGAGUAUAAAGAUAUUCGAAAAUGUAUCUUAAGCUUCCUGCACGGCGAGAGAGGUAUUGAAGAGAUAUGGCGUGACAUCAUGGAAAUAACGUCAAUGUCGAACAUGCGAGAUUUGCUCGUUCAACUGUCCAUAUACAGAGAAGUUACGGGUGUCUUCGUUGAAUAUCCUGCUAAAGAGCGAACACAACAGCUGACAACUUUCAUUGAAAGGGAUUAUGUUUCAAAAGUGAAGGAAAGUACCGUGAAGUUGCUGAGGAAUGAAAUACAGCCACUUAUUCUGCGCAGCAGAGCAGAGGACAGUGUCAGAGCCAAAGAUGUAAAAUGUCUGAUCAUACAUUUUUUGCAAAGUCUAGAGAAUGUUCAAUGGGAAGGGACCUUCGUGUUCACAUUCGUUUUACUCUUAAAUGGAGAAAGCAAUAUACAGGAAAUGUUCCUGCCGACGAUGGCACAAGAUGACAGAGAAGACGUCAAACAGGCAAUUCAAGCCCUAGAUGAUAAAUAUGAAAACACAACACUGUAUCGUUGUCCAAACGGUCAUCAGUACGCAAUCGGAGAUUGCGGACGGCAUUGGACAGUUGAUUGGUGCAGAGAGUGUGGUGCAGAAAUAGGUGGUACAGGACACGUUCCGCUUCCAGGGAAUAAUGUCGAUGACUUAACGGACCAAACAAAGUCAGGGCAUUUACUUGGGCCAGGGGAAAGUAGGGGACCACCUGUCCCUGAAAGGAAGCUGACCGUUACAACAUUGUCAAUUACUCGGAUAUUUCUUCAUAUGGCUCUUUUAGGAGGAGCUGGACGCAACAAAAAGACUAUAUGUGGUAUUUUCAAACCGAAAAUUGAUCCUGAAACUGUCGAGGACUUUUUAUGGAAGCACAUUCAGAAGGAUUUUGAUGACUUGCAGCAAUCAACAAAGCUUAGUUUUGACGAUACAGUGCUUUUGAUGCAUUCGUUUAUCAGUUCAAUGGUGAACAACAAAAGUGUCGAAUCUGCAGCGUUUGCACCCAACAGGGCACUACUAACGAACAAGAAUGAUCGACAGGCGUGGGAAGUACUUUUCACGAGAGUAGCUUUAGAUGACACCUUAAAGAAUGUGAACGAGAUCCUCGGAAAUUUAAACAAAGAAGUUGCAGCUGAUGAUCCAUUUCACUGCAUCAUUCACGACAUUGAUAGGACGAAGGGAACGGAAGAGCCGACUAAAAUUGCUGAAUCAUCUAAAACAUGGCGUUACAGAACACCAGUUUCAAUAGAACAUCUUCAACAAGACCUAGAACAAAAGAAAAUCGCAGAUAAAUUGUCACUGAAGAUCUUGAGCGAAUUUCUACAAGAGGACCAUGCACUACAAGCCUUACGAUUUGUUCCAAAUAUAAUGAAACUACACCGAACUCUUCUCCAAAAGUACAAUAUGAAACUGGACAGAUCGGCAGCAAAACGAUAUACAGUACGGAACAUGAAAACAGAUAAAGUAGCCGGUACAGAUACAGAAACACUUCUUAGGGAUUUUUCUGAUGCAUGGGAGAUAACCAGGCACUAUCUGCAAGAACACGUGUGUAACACAGAAGACCAAAGGCAAAUUGUUCAAAAGGAGUUCUGUAUGAAGCCCAUCACAGAUGACACGCCUUUAUCAUUCUUUCUUCCGGCAACACAUGGUCAGGGACUCUGCUCCUAUGCGCUUCUCGACUUCUUGUUACGAAAGCAAAACUCCUUUCUUGACGAAUGUGGACUCGGAAAAAGGAAAAGCGUGAAACCAACUGGUUUGACAACUGCACAUUUGAUCAGCUACGACCACGAAAAUGAUAUCAUUCCAUUGAUAAUUGCCAAUUGCCAAAGCACAUUCGUAAUUGGACAGGAAAACCGAAUUGAAUACGACUUCGAAGGGUUGCAGAGGCAGCUUGUAGACCAGUAUCUGAUAUCGAAGUCCAAUAUAGACAUCAAAUCCCACUUGAAGAUCGAUACGAUGCAAUAUGUAACAGAAGUAACAAGAGCGGACGCGUUUAAGUCUUUGCAGGAGAAAAUACAGCAAGUUGAAUUAGGUGAGGAACACAAGCAUUCUAUUAUCCAAGAAUUGCAAGAUUUACCGGACCUGUGCAAUUCGAUAGAUCAGCUCGUCGUGACUAUAAACUUCCUUCGAACAUUGGGUGGAGAUGCGAAAAUAUUUUUGAAUAUGUUUAUGACAAAGACGCUCCUUUUAGAAAAGACUGCCUUGUGUAGCCAAAAGGCUAGACAAGUUUGCACACUCGGACACGUACGAUCUCUGUGGCUGCUAUUUUCUCUACGAAAGUCGAUGCUGAUGGUAGAUCGCCAUUUUCAACAUGAUGUGGUGUUUGAGCAUAUCGAUGAUAAAUUCCAUCAGCCGAUACCGGACAACGUGAAAAAAGAGUUCGAAGUAUAUGUAAGGGGGCUUCCGGAAGAUGUGCAUGCGCAGUUUGUGUCGUUUGUACAUGAGUGUCUAUUACUACAUAUUGCCACCUCAGACGUAGGUCGCCGGGAUGAUCCGGAUUAUGUUGACACAUCUGGGACAAGUCUCAGAGAUACAUUAACGAACUACAAUGACGAAAACCCCGAUGUUCCAUUUAAUGAGGUCUUGGGAAACCUUCCAAAUGGACUCUUGCAAGUGCACACUGUUUACGCUUGGAUCGCAGCCUAUAUUGAGCUCACUCAAAAGAUGUAUAUGACACGAAGACACAAUCAAAGGUUCUGAAAUGCAGCGUAAGACAUUUUCAAAGUGCUAUUUCAUUCCACAGCAUAAAGUAUGCACGUAUUUACGAGACAACAAUGGUUACAGUUGAACAUUUGUAUAAUAUUUAGGACUUCAUAUAUUGCUUUUGGUUGACCUUUUCAUAUUUGAAUAUUAUGUAAUUGCUAUUGGCUAUUUUGUGGGCGUUAUUAUCUGAUUUGUUUUGUAUUUUCAUAUGAUAUAUGCUUAUUAUUCGCUUUCAUGAUUAUUUGCACUUAUUGUUUUACCAGACAACUAUUUUGAUCACAAUGUAUUUUAGUAUUGAUAGUUUUGGCACAUCUGUUUUAAACUGUAUUCCACUUUUAAUAAUGUGGUAAUUUGUAAAGGGAAGGUUACUGUUGAUCAUUGUGUAGUUAAACAAUUUUAUAGUAUGCGUUUGAUGAAAACUCCUAAUUGAAUUUGUCCGAUGCUAAGACGCGAUUCGUUUUUUUAUUUGUUUGUAACUGUUCGUGGUAAAUAUGCUUCGUAAGAUUUUCAUGUUUGUGCUUCAAUAAAAAGACGGUUUUGUAUUUUACCACUUGCAAAUGAAACAUGGUGUACAUGUAUGUGUAGUGUACUCUGUCCCGUGUUUAAUAUAAAAGAUUUUUAAAUACAUGACUUGUAAAUGCUAUCGUGUACUUUGUAGUUCCUGUUUUAUACGUUGUUUUAGCUGUUGAGAAUGUUAUUAUUGACCGAAUUGAAGUUUGGAAAUAAAGACUUAAUAUUGACGUGACUAUAUGUAAGAAUGGACUACUAUAUUUAAUACGUAGUGUACUGUUAUUUUGUUUUUAGGUUAAUAAGUUCUUUUGAAACAAUAGAAUUAGUGCGUCUUAGUGUUGCGAUUUUCCAUAUUGUUACAGUGAAAAUAACAAACUAUAUUAUUGUGGGAAAAUACACAUCUGAUAUUGUAAAAUAUUUGCUAUAACUUGUGAUUGUUAUAGCACAGUGUUUGUUUGUUGUUGUUUUUUAUUGUGUGUGCGCUUUUCUGUGUCUUCAUUUUUAUGUAUUGAGAAUUGUUGUGUUGUGUUGUUUGACCCUGUAGUUUUUACUGUAUUAUGAAUGUUUAUAUGAUUGUAUGUUUUGUAUAUAUUACUUUUCUGUAUGUAUAUUUUGUAUAUGAAUCCAUUUGUUUUGAGCAUGUUCCUUGAAUAUCUUUGAUUCAUUAGCAUGUGAUAUUCGAUUAUUAACACAUACUGUGUGAUAUAAUGACAUUAACAUAGUUGAGCUAGAUUAGAGUGGUGAUGUUUCAAAAAUGAUGCUUUUUAUUGGUUUGUUGGAAGAGCAGACUAGUAUAAUCUUACAUAUAGACCGCCUUUCAUUUUGAUUGACGUUUAUUCAAUGAUGUUACAAAUUAAUUUAUAAUUAUUUUUAAUAUGUUUCAUGUUGAAUUGCUUUUGUUUUCAUUUUGUAACGCUGUACAUACUUGGCUUUAACAUAACCUCAUAAAAUAGUUAAAUGGUAUCUUGAUGGACUGUUAAAAUUGAAACACAAUGCACGUGUAUAAGAUAUGUACAUAGUAUUGUUGAUUUGUUUAUUUAAAGUAUAGGUUUUACUUUGAUUUAUAAUGGAUGCACAAAUUUCGAGAUAUAUUCAAAAUCAGUGUUCGUUAUAAUUUUAGAAAAAGUUGUUACAAUAUAUUUGAAAUAUUUGCAAGAUUUACUAUUCGAUUGUGAAACUGCAACAGAUUUUGUUUUAAAUUGAUAUGGCUUGAAACAUACCUUGAAAAAUAUCCUUCGAAUAAUAUGCAGGCUCUUAUUGCAACACUUGAAGAUCCGUAUCAAUCAAUAGGUUUGGUGUAGGAAAAAUUAGUUCACAUUAAUGUUUGGUCCCUUUGUUGUAUUCAGAAAUCUUUUAUCUUAAAUAUUUUUACAUGAUGUUUACAUAUUUAUCUUGUUAUAUUUAUUGUGUACAUGUUACGUCUUUUAUAAGUUGAUUUUGUUUUAAACUGCAAUUUGUCAGGAUAAAAUGUCAUCUUUUACAUGAAAAACUUGCUUUCUUUUCAAUCGUACUCUGAACAUAAAUUAUGUAGAUUUGCAUUCCAAAUAAAAAGUUUGUGUAAGCUUUAUUUCGUUUCGAGUGCACUUAUAGCGUGUAAUAUGCUUAGAAGGAUUAACUGAGUUUUUAUAAUGCAAUGAAAAUUAUUAUGUUAGUGUACGAUCGUGAAGUAUGAAGAGGUCGUUACAACUUUCAUCGUGCUGACCUAAUGUUUUCUUAAAUUGAUGAACUGUAUUUCUAGGGUUUAUGAUUGUGUCUGCAUUAUAUGUUGCUUGUUACAUAUCGGUUAUUAUUAUAUCGUAUGCAUUGGUUGUAGCUGCGUAGUUAUCAAAAAGUAUGUUAUUAUCUUAGACAGAUCAUAUAUUUAUAUUAAAGCUGAUAUGUGACAAAUUUUAUGAUAAAUAAUGACGAACGAUUGUCAUUUGUAUCCGCGGUUGAAUGUUGUUUAUUAAAAAAACUUCAGUAAGCUUUUUCCUGUUUAGAUAUUCAAAAUUUUACUAAUAUUUAAGGUUUACAAAGCAUAGAUUUUCAUUUUGUAACAUUCGACUUUCGGGACAAUUUGGGAAGAUGUCAUUUUAUAAAUCUACUUUGAGUGUUUUAACAAUUCUUUGUUUCCCUGACAUCUUCGUAUUUGUUUAAAUGUUUGCUUUAUUUAUAUACAUAUUUUGAAAUACGUUACUAAGUUCGUAUCUAAGCCAAUUGGCUCAUUAUAAUUGUGUUGGCUUUCUUUAGUUGUAGUUUUCUUUUUAUGAAAGAUUUUGGCUUCAGUUCAUGUAAGUAAUAUCACACAUGAUUGCUACAGAACUAUCAAAAGCUUCAACAUAUGUGUUUUACAUUUUAUAAUAAUAAAACAAUAGUACUUAUUUUAAACAUCAUGCUAUUAACUGUUCAAAUCAAUUUUAGUUCACAUUCUUUGAAAGAAUGUGCAAAACUUAAGCUUACAUGGAUUGCUUUUCUUCCCAGCACUGUUUGAUUUGAUAAAUGUCGAUAUACCUUUGUACUUUGAAUAUUAGACCCAACACAUUAUAGUAAGAAUUUUUGUCUCAUUUGUUUUAGAUAUAAUUUAUUCAUCCACUGCUAUCAAUCAAGCUUUUGUUGUGUUUGGUUCACACAGUUACGAAUUAUUGUUUUUCAACUAUAUUAUCUGCAUUGCAUUAAAGUUAUUUACCAAAAUAUGUUUUGAAUGUCAAAUAUAAAAAGUGGCAUCAAGCAUGUAGAUUCGGUAAUUACAUUAAUAAUGAUGCAUUGUUCUUCUCCAUGAUUAUAUAAACUCAUAUCCAUUUUAAAUAUAUAUGGUACUCUCAAACAUGGUAGUUAUAAAUUUAAAACAAAAAAGUGUGUCAAUGGUUUUAGAAAAGAGACGUGGAUUGAAGUAUAAUUAAGAUCAAACACACCAUUGCAGUGAUAAAUUAAUUGCAUGUUAUGGAUGGUUAAACGUUUCUAAGAAACUGUAUAAGUGUGCUUUAUUAAGCCAUUAUUCUCAUUACUUAUCAUUUAUAUUGUACGACGUAUGACUCUGUAAGAAGUAGUUAUACUUUUAUAGAGCCAUUAUAUGUCCUCAUUUUUUCAUGCAUUAUUUUGGUGGCAAGCACUUAAUACAUCUGGGAUUUGAUUUUGAUAAUACUUCUUUGCAAUUCGUAAAUAUGCUAAAAUGUCUACAUUUAAAUCUUGGCAUACAUACCAUGUUUGAUGUUUACAAUAAAUCAUUUUACAUUAA
Molecule: messenger RNA, 15745 nt
Organism: Mya arenaria
Lineage: Eukaryota; Metazoa; Mollusca; Bivalvia; Myida; Myidae
Product: E3 ubiquitin-protein ligase rnf213-alpha-like
Exons: 80
Coding region: 394-12018 (3874 amino acids)
Molecular function (GO): ATP hydrolysis activity; ubiquitin-protein transferase activity; ATP binding
Source: RefSeq, a predicted model, not a curated record